This is a messenger RNA of Microplitis demolitor, 2831 nucleotides long. RefSeq lists its product as uncharacterized. The record is from RefSeq and is a predicted model, not a curated record. NCBI's taxonomy places the organism in Eukaryota, Metazoa, Arthropoda, Insecta, Hymenoptera, Braconidae. Bases 341 to 1993 code for a protein of 550 amino acids. Gene Ontology annotation, biological process: regulation of transcription by RNA polymerase II. Gene Ontology annotation, cellular component: nucleus. The transcript has 6 exons.
AUUACUCGCUACCAGACCAGUGCCCAUCUCUAGGAGUGACAGAGAGGGAAGAAGAGAAGAUAAAAAAAAAAGAUCAUUCACCCUGACAAAGCUUGAUGCCCAACCCCUGGUCACCAGUGGUUGUCAAUUAAAUAUAUCAGUCAGAUCACCAGUGAUCAGUGAUCAGCAUCAAAGUGCAUUGACAUGACACAACAAAUAAAUAAUUAUUAUUAUAUAAAUACGAUUAUGGUUUAAUUAAUAUAUUAUACUGUCGAAGUAAGAAUAUCACUAGUCUUCUUUAGAAAAAUAUUUAUCAGGAAUUUAUAUAUUUGUGUCUGUUGUUUUUUUUAAUCUAGACAAAAUGGGACAGGGAACGGAGUGUGCAGAUCGUCCAGCAGAAGUUAGUGUCAUAAGAUUUGUAUCCAGGAAUCGUACUAUCGAGGAAAUAGCUCCCAAAAAGGAAAUUUACACAUGCAAGCAGCAGGGGUGCGGUAAAAUAUUUACAAAUCAAGAUGAAUACAAAACCCACGAAGCUCUAGAAGAAUUAAAAAUCCGUUUCAUCUGCCGAGAACCAGGAUGCGGGAAAGAAAUGUCCGAUCCAGGUACAAUGUGGCGACAUUACCAAGAGUACCACAGCAAUGAGACGACCAAUAUAUUUAUCUGUCCCUAUACAAGUUGCGGCGGGUCAAUACACACGAGUAACGACAACUUGGAGCAACAUAUUGAGAGUUCUCAUCGUCAUCCUCUGGCUCUAAUUCCCACAGAGCCGGAAAUAAUCUGCUUUGAAGGUCCCGCGAGCACCACCAGUUCAACGACAACCGGAAAUUUAGACGACGAGGAAAAUAAUCCUAAUGAUAAUUCGAAGGACGAUGAAUUUGAAAUGGAUAAAAAAAAUAUAAUAAAUAAAUCAAAUGAUGGUAUGAGAAAAAAUAUAAAUUAUAAUAGCAAUUACUCACCGAAAGACAAUGAUAGACUGAUAAUACAAGAAAAUACUGACGCUAAUCAGUAUGACGCUCGUAACAUUUGCAAUAAUUCAGCCAAAUUAUAUAUCACUGAUGACAGUAUAUUUAAAAAUAACGAUUACGAUAACAAAGAUAGCGAAGUUAAACUACAGGAGCAUAGAAUAGAUCUGGGGAACCUGGAAAAAGUAUUCAGAAGUGGGUUCGAGGGUAACAGAACUAAAAUUGAAUCGAGUAUUGACAGCAGUUGCUUAAAUACCACUGCAACUACGACUACUGCUACUCCAGCUGCUGGCAAUAGUGAUGAUGAUGAAGAAUACACACCUAAGAAACAAAGAAUGUCUAGGUGUAAACAAGAAUUGCCAUACAAAUGUGAUGUGAAUGGUUGCGGUAAAAUGUACAAGUACAUAUCUCACUAUCGACAUCAUCAGGACAGUCAUAAAGUCCAGGAACAAACAAAUAAGGAAGCUAAUAAAUUAGUUAAGACUAACAAAAUUAAACAGCAGCACCAGCAGCAGCAACAGGGCAAAGCCUCUACUGUUAGCUUUUUUUUAUGUAAAAUUCCUGGAUGUGGAGCUCAAGUGAACAACGUUACUAGUCUAUGGAAACAUUAUCAAGAUAAUCAUGCAAACAAUACAAAGCCAGUGGUACAAUCUCAAAUAAAAAGCAAUCAAUUAUUCCGAUGUAAAAUAUUAAAUUGCGAUAUGGAAUUUCGUACAAGUGUCCAGCUGUACAAACAUUUGAGUGACGUACACUCAGUAAAUACAAAUCCAAGAACAGGAAAUGUUAUUGGGACUUUAUUAUCUGAUAGUAACAACAGUGGGAGUAACAACACUAAUGGAAAGACUGAUGAGGAUUGUAGUUUACGAUUUAUAGAUAAUAAUGAUUUGCAACAGAAUGAUAAUAAUAUUACGAUGAAUGAUAAAAAUUUAAAGACUGAUUUUAAAGCCAAUUGCAAUGUUAUUAAUAUCAAUAAUUAUGAUAAUAAUGAUAAUGAGGAACGCAAGUCUUCCUCAUUGAUAUCGAUGGCUAUCAAAGAAGAAUCACGUGAUUGAUUAGUUUAAUUAUUUAUAUUUUAUUUAAUUAAUUAUUAAUAAUAAUAAUAAUAAAAGUUUUGACUAUUAUCAUUAUUUUAUAAUAUUAACUGCCAGUAGAAAUUUUUAAAAACUUGUUCGUAGAAAUAUCGUAAAAUUAAAUUAUUAAAUUUCAAAUGCAAUGAUCUCUUUAUAAAUAAAUUAUAUAUAAAUAUAUAUAUUAGAGUGGCCGAAAAAAAAACGAUGGUGAAGUUAGCUGUUUAAUAAUUUUUUAACUUUUUUUUAAUGAUAAAUUGUGAAAAAAAAAAUAUUUAAAAAAAUGCACAUGUAGUUUUUUAAAUUUUCUUCAUGUGCAUUUUUUUGGUUUUUAUUUUUUGUAAUUUGUUUGUCUAUUUGGUGCUGUUUCAUUUGAAGCUGAAAAAUUUUCAUAUAAGAUUUAAAAAAAAAAAAGUUUUUGCGCCGCUGUAAUGUAUAUAUAUAGAUAUAUAAAUAUAUGAAUGAAUACUACUUCCGUCAGUGGCCUAGUCACAGGUCAUUUUAAAAUGCUUCUUAAAACUUACUGUAGCAAUAUUAAUAUGUAUUAUUAUUGAGAGGAAUGGACAUUGAUAUAUAUUAUAAAUAUAUAUAUAUUGAAAAAAUUAAUUUCUUGGCGCAAGAAAAAAUUCCUAUGGACUUUUAUGAGAAAUUUUCUUGGGACAAGAAUUUCUUGAUGCAAAAAAUUUUUACUAUGCCAAGAAAUUUUUGUUUUUAAUUAAGGGGUGAUAGAGAAUCUUUUUGUGAUUUUUUUUCAGUUUCGUUAUUCAAAUUUUUUAAAUAUGUGACUUUGUUAAGCAUCAAUCCAAGAACAUUCUGUGAAAUU